Elaeis guineensis (African oil palm) is the source of this 2010-nucleotide messenger RNA. Its product is annotated as noroxomaritidine synthase 2. The record is from RefSeq and is a predicted model, not a curated record. NCBI's taxonomy places the organism in Eukaryota, Viridiplantae, Streptophyta, Magnoliopsida, Arecales, Arecaceae. Gene Ontology annotation, molecular function: oxidoreductase activity, acting on paired donors, with incorporation or reduction of molecular oxygen; heme binding; iron ion binding.
CGCGGGUGAAAUGACGCGUAAACAUAUAUGGUCACAUCCAGCCAACUCUUGGAUUACAUAAACCAAGGUAAAACACGAAGCUUCGUCCAUACAUAGAGCCUCGUUUCUUCUGAUUCCCAGUCAUAAUAGCUGAUCCCAAACAACAAUGGCUCCCAGUUUGUUAGUGGCUUCACUAUGCCUCUUGCAAACAUACCCUGAGAUCCUCAUAUCCGUUACUUGCUUCUUUUUCUUCUACUGCUACCAAAAGACCAAGAAGGGGCCUGGGAUCCCAGUGAAUUGGCCAUUCGUAGGGAUGUUUCCAGCCCUUCUUGCCCACCUCCACCACCUCCACGACUGGGGCACCAUGGUCCUGAAGGAGAGCGGGUGCACCUUCUUCUUCCGUGGCCCGUGGUUCUCAGGCAUGGACAUGUUGUUCACCUGCGACCCAGCCAACGUCCACCAUGUCUUCAAUGCCAACUUCCUGAAUUACCCGAAGGGCGACGACUUCUCCGAGAUCUUCGACAUCCUCGGCGAUGGGAUCUUCAAUUCCGACGCAGAGUCAUGGAGAAGCCAAAGGAUGAAAGCCCAUAGCCUGAUUAGUGAUCAAAGGUUUCGGUCCUUCGUGUCGCAGUCGAGCCGAAACAAGGUGGAGAAGGGAGUCAUCCCUCUUCUGGAUCAACUUGCCAAGCAAGAAGUCGCAGUAGAUUUGCAAGAUGUGUUCCUAAGGCUAACCUUUGAUGCCACCUGUUACUUGGUUUUUGGCGUUGACCCCGGGUGCCUCUCUAUCGGAUUUCCCACAGUUCCAUUUGCCAAGGCUAUGGACGAUGCCACGGCGGCCUUGCUCUUCCGGCACACAGUGCCACCGGCGUGGUGGAAGUUGCAGAGAUGGUUCAGGAUAGGGGAGGAGAAGAAAUUGGCACUGGCAUGGGAAGUGAUUGACCAAUUCAUAGCACAAAGAAUUGCCGAGAAAAAGGAGGAGAGGAACAAAUCAAGAAGCCAUGAGGAGGCACCAAGAGAUCUAUUAUCAUCUUAUAUUGAUAAUUGUGACGACCUUCAUGUGGUGGAUGUGGAAAAUCCAAUGGAAUUGAAUAAGUUUCUUCGAGAUACAGCAAUGAAUUUUAUGAUUGCAGGGAGGGACACCACUGGUGCCGCCCUCACAUGGUUCUUUUGGUUGCUCUCAAAGAAUCCGCGUGUGGAGUUGAAGAUCCUGGAGGAAUUGAAGUCGCUACGAAAGGAGAGGUCAUGCUCAGAUGGCAUGACCCUAUUCGAUGCCGAGGAGCUCAAAGGGUUGGUCUACUUGCAUGCGGCCUUGUGCGAAUCCUUGAGGCUAUACCCGCCGGUUCCGUUCGAGCACAAAGGCGUGUUGCAAUCCGAAGCCCUUCCGAGCGGCCACAAAGCCCAGCCAGGAACGAAGAUACUGUUCGUUUUGUAUUCUAUGGGAAGGAUGGAAGGGGUAUGGGGAAAAGAUUGCUUAGAAUUUAAGCCGGAGAGAUGGAUUUCAGAGAAAGGGAAGUUGAGGCAUGAGCCAUCUUAUAAGUUCCUUUCAUUCAACUCCGGGCCGAGGACUUGUCUAGGGAAGGACAUGGCCUUCACUCAGAUGAAAGCGGUAGCGGCUGCAAUGGUGUGCAACUUCCAUGUUGAUGUGGUUGAAGGCCAUGUGGUUGAGCCAAAGCUUUCAAUCAUCCUUCACAUGAAGAAUGGCUUGAUGGUGAGGAUCAGGAAGAGAUCUGGCGCCUGAUGGUGCUGAAAUUGACGUGGUUUGCUCUGAAGCUCGACAUGUAACUUUGUGCCAUGGUUCCUCAGUAUGAAGGAUUUCAUGUUAUUAGCUUUAAUUGUCAUGCAAGGAUAUCUUAGAAAUCAUUAGGCAUACUUAGUCGACGAUGUCUGUAUAGCCUAGCCCAACAAAACCAUGCACAUGUCAACCAACCUAGAUAUACUUGUGCUUUAAGCUAGCCAAAAUAUGAGAAGUAACAGCUACUUGUAUUUUUAAUAAUGAAAUAUUAGCCAACUACAUGAAUAUUUUAGCCUCAU